Messenger RNA from Trypanosoma grayi, 567 nucleotides. RefSeq lists its product as hypothetical. Lineage: Eukaryota; Euglenozoa; Kinetoplastea; Trypanosomatida; Trypanosomatidae. Bases 1 to 567 code for a protein of 188 amino acids. The transcript has a single exon. The record is from RefSeq and is a predicted model, not a curated record.
AUGGAGCCGCCCGCGGGUAUCUCUGAGCACACUGGCGAGGGGCAGCGAAACGUGCGUCAGCGGGUUCACACUCCCGCUCCUCCUGUGACCCAUGAAGGUGAGCGGCAGCAGCAACGACCCUCGACGCCAGAAUGGAGACGUGAGUUUGCGUCACCGAGAUCCACUCCUCUGGAGAAGAUCACAGCGAAGGGACAUUUUUUCAUUGUGACAGAGAAGAAAGUGGUGUGCGACAUGAAGCAGGGAGUCCAGCCGUCGUUACUCGACGACGAGUCGCAACGUUGCUGGGAAGAGCACCGCGCCAGUGGCAGGAUGCACCAUGAACCUCCAUGGCGCGUGUGCUCUCUGGCGGAGGACAACCGCGAGCACCCCUACUAUAUGCAGUGGCUGGACACCAUGGAACUGCCCCCGUUGGAGGAGUUGCUCCGGAAGGAGAGCAGCAACGGUAUUACCGCUGACAACAGCAGUCUUGGUGAAGAAAAGAAAGGUGCAAUAGAAGCGGACAAUGCAAGUGACGUGGUGCACCAACAACAACAACAGCAGCAGCAGCAGCAGCAGUCUGUUUCUUAG